This is a messenger RNA of Fusarium venenatum, 2244 nucleotides long. RefSeq lists its product as uncharacterized. NCBI's taxonomy places the organism in Eukaryota, Fungi, Ascomycota, Sordariomycetes, Hypocreales, Nectriaceae. The record is from RefSeq and is a predicted model, not a curated record.
AUGACAGGCACAGAUAACAAAGGACAAAAUGGCGCAAAGGAUGGCGACAGGGUCGAGCAAAUGCUCUUUGAGAUUUAUUUUGUUGACACUUCCACCAAAGCUGCUCAACUUGACAAGAUCGCCCCUGUACCAAAGAUAGAGAUGGAAAAGAAGUUGUCCGAGGUCCGAGCUCACCUUCGCGCCAAUAAGGCUCUAUCAUGGAGAGAGGCAUCAUGCACCUUCUGCACUCUCUCGGGAGCUGAGUUGAAGGAUAAUCUCACUCUUGCUGACUACAAGGACCUUGCUGCGAGCCAGGGAAAGGAACCUGGAGCUGAGCAAGACAAGUCGAAACAAAUUGUCACUAAUGUCAAGGAAGCUGACAAAAAGGAAAAGAUAUCGAUCAAAAUUUACUUUCGAUCGCUCAAGCGCAACUUGGGAUUGGACGAGAAGACCAAGGAGUUUCUGAAGCAGAAGAUGGAAUUUGAGCUCAAGAAAGCGGAGCUCUUGCCUGAAGAGGAGCGUAAGAUGCUCAAAGGUUCAUACAGCCAUCGGGACUUUAUGGCAGAAGUUGGAAACGGAAGCAUCAUCCAUCCGGCCGACAUGUCAGAAGAACAAUGGAACUCGGUGGUAGAGACCAAUUCUUUGCUCCAUGGGAACACAAUUUUCCGAGAAGCAUAUACUCUUCCCAUCACGGUGGAGAGAGCCAUGUACCCGGCCUUUCGACUCAAACCUCGAGCCAUUUUCGACUUCACUGAAGACGGUCCCAAAAACAGGACUGGGAAGAAGGGGAGUAACGGAACAACUGAAGAGUACCGAAUCCCUCGAUUCAUUGUUACAGAUGACGCGUAUGUCGAAGUGUCUGAGCACAAGACAUCGGUCAUGACGGCUAUGGCUGAGAGUUCUCUGUCCAAGAACUCAUCCGAGGUUGCCAUAGGGGGUGGUGCUUUUGGAUGGAGUGGAGGUGUCACCGGUGGUCACGAAUACGAGAGCAGCGAGCGCAACCAGAUACGAAGGGAUGAAGAGGCCAACCACAUGAUUAUCACCUACAACUUCCCGCGCGUCACUCUUAGUCUCGACUAUGAUAACCUAGAGCUGACUCAGGAAUGCAAGAAUGAUCUUGCAACUGUGAAAACUCGUGAGGACGCCGGGAGGUUUAAGAGAAAGUUUGGAUGUUUCUUUUCCACCAAAGUACAGUUGGGUGGUCGUCUGCACUCGACCCAAGAAUCCACGGCUGUAACGGGCAGCACAGUUGGAGAAAAGUCGAAAAGGCUCAAGGUUACGGCCGCAGCGACUUUCGCUGGGCCGGCCGCUGAAGGUAUUGUCAAGGGAGGCUAUGGAGAAGACAGUACGCAGCAAGAUAGGUCUUCAACUUCUACAUACGACAGUCAUAUGGCUUGGGAAGCCAAAGGAGGCGACACUCUUCUCUGCAAUAAUCCUCCUGCUUGGUGCAGUACCGUUUCAUCAUACUACAAUUGGCGUGUAGUCAAGCAAGAUAAUGUAAUAUCAAUUGAAGACAUUAUUUCCCAGGUCGCGAAAGAUCAGAAGCAUGUCUUUGAAAAUUUGAAGAGAUUCGAAGAACGCGCAUCAAGUAAUUCAGUGGAUAUCUGCUUUUAUCACAAAGAAACCUCAAGGUAUCUGGGAUUCAACACUGAUGCUGACUCUGUCCCCGGUAUCAUUUUCGCAGAUCUUUUCAAGAGAGGAGAUAUUCCAGCCCCGGACUUCCUCGUCAACUUGAAAGAUAACCCAGAAUAUUGUAAGAUGGUUUAUGCGCAAAUGUUGGGAAGAGGCAGCAGAAAGACACUUUCUUUGGGUAGCGUGCAAAACAAUGAUGCGCAGGUGUUCCAGCUCUCUGGGAAAGUGGUACAAUGUGAAAAUCAACGUCUCCGACUCAUGAAGCAGGAGGAUUACAAUGUGUGGAAGGCUGAUGUCAACUGCCCAGUUGGCUACGUCCCUGGCACCGAAAAGUACAAGAGGACCCAGCUGCAAGAAUGUUACAAGGUCAAGAAUGAAGAAGAGGUACGCUUCCGCUGUAUGCCCGUAACUGACCAGACUGCACAAGGUCUUGGACAAGAGGUAAAAGUGGUGAUUGAGGUCUACUCGGGGACAGAGUUUUUGGGACAUAUCCGAGAGGCAGAUGGGCACAAGGGGGCAGUGGUGGUAGAUCGCGGUCCCAAGGACAAGUUCCAGGACAAAGGCGACAUCAAAACCAGUGAACCAUUGCAAUUCACUUUGCGAUACCAGCCGUACGAGGACAAUGCGGUAUAG